UUGUUAACACUUAUUGAGACAAUUUGUAGUAAUCUUAACGCAAUAUAUGUUCAAUGGAGUUGAACUAAAUGUAAAAAUAAGUUAAAUUAGUCUUUUAUAGAGAGCAAAUAUUUGACCAAGGCGUCAGAUAGUUUUUUAUUAUUUUAUUUUAAUUUUUUAUCAAGUUUCCUUCAGCUCUCAAACUAUGGUUCCUUACAAGGGUUUUCGGAAGAGUUUCUUCAUAAUUUUGUGCAAUUUGUGAUUGUAAGGAUUUUCUCAAUUGUCAUAUGAGCAUUAACAUCUGAGAUCAACUGUUUGUAGCAGUGUUUCAACAAGGACAUAAGAUACUGAAGACUUUGUACUUUUUAAAAAAAGAAAAAAAAGCAAUGUUACAUAACACAAAUGACCUGUUGACUGCUGAAAUAAAACACAAGGAACUUGAACUCUUGCAGUUGUACACUGACUGCCCAUGUGUUGCAUUUCAGGACAACAUCAAAGGACAAAAUCAGCACAUUUCAAGGCAAAGAAAUGGAAGAGAUAUUCUACAUCCUCGGCUUGGAUUGGAUCGACGUCAGGAGUGUCUUAAUAUUUUUUGGUAUUUUUCUACUUUUGGCUGAUAUUUUGAAGAACAGAGCACCGAAAAACUUUCCUCCAGGACCGUGGGCACUUCCUUUCAUCGGCGAUCUUCAUCGUAUUCAACCUACCAGACUUCAUCUGCAGUUCACAGAAUUUGCACAGAAAUAUGGAAACGUUUUCAGCCUUCGCCUCUUUGGUGGAAGGAUUGUGGUCAUCAGUGGCUACAAGUUUGUGAAAGAAGCCCUGGUCGAACGAGGAGAAGACUUCGUAGAUCGUCCCAAUAUUCCAUUGUUUGAAGCGAUGUUUCAGAAUAAAGGUCUUGUGUUCUCAAACGGUAAUCAGUGGAAGCAGCAGAGGAGAUUUGCUCUUCAUACACUCAGAAACUUUGGUCUGGGAAAGAAGACCAUGGAGAGAUACAUCCAGCAGGAGUGCCAGUACCUCACAGAGGCUUUUGCAGACCAACAAGGCAAACCAUUUAAUGCCCAGCAUCUGAUAAAUAAUGCUGUGUCCAACAUCAUCUGCUGUUUGGUGUUUGGGAAUCGAUAUGAAUACAAUGACAAGCAGUACCAGUAUAUUCUGCAGAUCAUUGAUGACAUGGUGGAGUUACAGGGAAGUUUGUCGGCACAGAUUUACAACACAGUCCCCUGGCUGAUGAAGUGGUUUCCUGGACCUCAUAAGAAGAUAUUCAGUCUGAUACAAGAAUUAAUUGACUUUGUAGAAAUCAGGAUCAAAGAACACAAAGACAUCCUUGACCCAUCAUCACCAAGAGACUACAUUGACUCCUUCCUCAUAGAAAUGGGACAGAAAGAGGACAAAGAGUCUGGGUUUGACCUCAAAAAUUUAUCUUUCUGCACAAUGGACUUGUUUGGUGCUGGAGCUGAAACUACUACCACUACUUUAUACUGGGGGCUGCUAUACAUGAUCCACUACCCUGACAUACAAGAGAGAGUCCAGGCUGAGAUUGAUGCUGUGAUUGGUUCGUCCAGACAGCCGUGUAUGACUGACAGAGAAAACCUGCCUUACACUGAUGCAGUCAUCCAUGAGAUACAGAGGAUGGGCAACAUCGUCCCCCUCAAUGUGUUUCACAUGACAAACAAGGAUACUACAGUGGAUAAGUACACAAUCCCAAAGGGUACCGCAGUCCUGCCUACACUGCACUCUGUCCUCCGCGAUGAGUCAAUGUGGGAAACUCCAAACUCCUUCAACCCUCAACACUUUCUGGACCAGGAUGGUAAAUUUAGGAAGAGAGAAGCCUUCCUUCCAUUUUCUGCAGGUAAGCGUGUGUGUCUCGGUGAACAGCUGGCAAGGAUGGAGUUAUUCCUGUUCUUCACAUCCCUCCUUCAGAGGUUUUCAUUCUCUGCACCCCCUGGAGAGAAGCCCACUCUGGAGUACAAACUGGGAAUCAUUCAUUGUCCUAAACCUUACCGUCUCUGUGCCACACUACGAUAAACUGCUGAUGUAAAGACUCAGUGAUGUUUAUCAGUUUGCAUGAAACCCCUUUAUCAUUUGAAUUGCAAACACACCUCAGUCAGGCACAAAGUUGAAUUUAUUCUGCCAGUGUAUUUUCUGGUUCUAAUAUUUUAUAAUGAGUAGCCCUUGAGGUGUUUCUCCUGGUAUUGAGGAUCGUAAUUCUGAGAUGUAUUUUAGUAACAUAACAUAGCAUAGCAUAGCAUAGCAUAGCAUAGCAUAGCAUAGCAUAACAUAACAUAACAUAACAUAACAUAACAUAACAUAACAUAACAUAACAUAACAUAACAUAACAUAACAUAACAUACCAUACCAUACCAUACCAUACCAUACCAUAACAUAACAUAACAUAACAUAACAUAACAUAACAUAACAUAACCUGUCAAGUCUCUGGGUAUUCACUGUAAAACAAAAAUUAAUCAUUUUGCAAAAUGACUUAAACAUGACUUAAAUGUAUCAAAAAUAACUGCAGUUUAAUAUCUUCUCUUCAUUUAAUGAAUGAAAUCCUGAAUGUUAACUAAUUGUGCUACUGGGAUUUCCUGUGUUUGGUUUUAUUCCUCUAACUAGCAGCAACAGCCUUCGUAUAAAUGUGAGAUUGUUCAAUGAACUUCACACUGUUGUAGUGAGGUUGGCAUUUUCGUUAUGCACACAAAAAUAUAUGAGGAUCACUUAGAUUUUUCAUGUGUACCACAAACCAUGAUAAUGGCUUAAUCCUGAUGGAUGCCACGUUGUAGUUCUUCUUACGGCCAUUUUUAUACAUACCUGAUGUAAAUGCUGUGACAAACAACUUCCUAUAGUUGGUCCAGUAAUGACUGCAAACACUACAAUCAAGACUCACUUAUUGUUAUUUAUCAAAUGUAUGUUUUGGAACGUAUUUGAUGUAGUGACAUGUACAUAAGUGGCUCAUUCCAAAGAUUAGUCACACUAUCAAAAUAGUGUGACUCCUGUUACUGCCUCUCUGUUGUGCAGGACAAAGUGUGUGUGAACUGUAAUAUCGCAGACUCUGUGGAUCCAGAGUAGCCAACAUAUUGUCAAAAAGAGAAGGUCUGGCCUCUACUAACAGAAAAAAUAAAGAAAUAAAGAAACCCUGUCACAAAGUGAA
This is a messenger RNA of Mugil cephalus (flathead mullet), 3124 nucleotides long. RefSeq names its product cytochrome P450 2J4-like. The record is from RefSeq and is a predicted model, not a curated record. The coding region runs from base 508 to 2004 and encodes 498 amino acids. The transcript is spliced from 10 exons. Gene Ontology annotation, biological process: xenobiotic metabolic process. NCBI's taxonomy places the organism in Eukaryota, Metazoa, Chordata, Actinopteri, Mugiliformes, Mugilidae. Gene Ontology annotation, molecular function: oxidoreductase activity, acting on paired donors, with incorporation or reduction of molecular oxygen, reduced flavin or flavoprotein as one donor, and incorporation of one atom of oxygen; heme binding; iron ion binding. Gene Ontology annotation, cellular component: cytoplasm; intracellular membrane-bounded organelle.